Molecule: messenger RNA, 2247 nt
Organism: Paramisgurnus dabryanus
Lineage: Eukaryota; Metazoa; Chordata; Actinopteri; Cypriniformes; Cobitidae
Product: tripartite motif-containing protein 16-like
Molecular function (GO): zinc ion binding; protein binding
Source: RefSeq, a predicted model, not a curated record
UGUUUAUUAUAUGACUAACAUGACUGUUUGCACACGUUGCAUAAACACAACAAGGAAAUUCUUGAGUUUAGGGAAAGUGAAACUUUGGGCUGUUGUUUGUUUCGUCUUUCUUUCUGUGAGUACAUACGGUGAAAUGGCAGAAGCCAGUAUUUCAGUGGUUCAGGAUCAGUUCAUCUGUUCAAUCUGUCUGGAUCUACUGAAGGAUCCAGUGACCAUUCCCUGUGGACACAGUUACUGUAUGAGCUGUAUUACAGACUACUGGAAUCAAGAUGAUCAGAAGAGAAACUACAGCUGCCCUCAGUGCAGACAGACCUUCACUACAAGACCUGUUUUAUAUAAAAAUGUUGUGAUUACUGAGAUGGUGAAGAAACUGAAGAAGACAAAACUCCAGACCGAUCGACCUUCUCCCAGUUAUGCUGAAGCUGGAGAUGUGAAGUGUGACGUCUGUACUGAGAGAAAACACAAAGCUGUCAAGUCCUGUCUGGUGUGUCUGAACUCUUACUGUCAAAAUCAUCUUGAACAACAUGAGAAUUCAUUCAAAUGCAAGAGACACAACCUGAUAGAUGCCACUGGACGACUUCAGCAGAUGAUCUGCCCUCAACAUGAGAAACCUUUAGAGAUUUACUGUAAAACUGAUCAGCUCUGUAUAUGUUAUCUGUGUAUGGUGGGGAAGCACAAAAAUCACAACACUAUGCCAGCUAAAGAAGAGAGGAGUAAGAAACAGAAACAACUGAAGGAAACACAGAGAAAAUACCAGCAGAGAAUCCAGGAGAGCCAGAAGAAGCUUCAGGAGCUGAGAGAUGCAGUGAAGACUCAUAAGCGCUCUGCAAAGACAGCACUGUACGACAUUAAGAGGAUUUUUACUCAACUGAUCCGAUCCAUUGAGAGAAGACGAUCUGAGGUGACACAGCUGAUCAGAGAUCAGGAAAAUGCUGCAGUGAGUCGAGCUGAAGGACUCUUGAAGCGACUGGAGCAGGAGAUUGAUGAUCUGAGGAGGAGAGACGCUGAGCUGGAGCAGCUUUCACACACAGAUGAUCACAUCCAUUUCCUCCAGAGUUUUCAGUCUCUCUCUGUUCCUCCUGGAUCUUCAGACUCACUCAGCAUCACUGUCAGCUCUCUCAUCUCUUCUGAUGAUGUAGGAAAAUCUGUGUCUCAUCUGAGAGAGAAACUGAAAGAUUUCUGUAGAGAAGAGAUAGAAAAGAUAUUUGACAAAGUUACUCCUGAACCUGAGACCAGGGAGCAGUUCCUAAAAUAUUAUCAUCACUUCACUGCAGAUCCAAACACAGCAAAUGAUCUUCUCUGUCUGUCCGAGGGGAACAGAGCCAUUACUUUCACCUACACAGACCAGAUGUAUCCUCAUCAUCCAGACAGAUUUGAUCGUUGGUUUCAGGUGUUGUGUAGUGAGAGUGUGAGUGGACGCUGUUACUGGGAGGUUGAGUGGAGAGGUGAAGUGAAUAUAUCAGUGUCAUAUAAGAGCAUCAGCAGGAAGGGAUGGGAUAAUGAGUGUUUGUUUGGACGUAAUGAUCAGUCCUGGAGUUUGUGGUGCUGUGAAAAUAAAUGUUCAUUCAUGCACAAUAACAUUGAGACUAAACUCCCUGUAGUGUCCAGAUCUUCUAGAAUAGGAGUUUAUGUGAAUCGCAGUUCAGGAUCUCUGUCCUUCUACAGCGUCUCUGACACAAUGACCCUCAUCCACAGAGUCAACACCACAUUCACUGAACCUCUCUAUCCUGGGUUUGAAGUCUAUCAUAGAUCAGUGAAACUGUGUGAUUUAACAAUAUAAAUGAUACAGAGAGUCUACAAAUAAUUUUGUCAUAUUAGAAGUCUAAAUGAUGAAUCAACAACAAAGAAAUAAUACGUUUUUAAUUUACUAAUCAGCAAUUUUAAAUAACUGAUUGUAAUGUUAUAUUUUAAUAAUUGUAUUUUGUCCUGUCAAUGACUAUUCACAGUUAAUAUUAUUCAUCUACAGCCGUGUAUUGUUUUAUGUGUACAAACCACUAUAAAUAAAAUGUUAUGCAAGCCACUAAAAUGUAUCGGUCUGAAUUCGAAAGUAAUCUCAAUUCACAUUUCACAUUUAAUUUUUGGCAUUUAAAACAUUUCUAACAAUAUGUUUAAAGACCAUCACUAAAGAUCAUUAAUGUCUGAAUUGCACAUUAUUUAAAGGGGGGGUUCAAUUUCAAGCAUUCUGACUUAUUAACACAGUUAAAGAGUUGUUUCCUCAUACUAAACGUAGGUGAAGUGUCAAAAAAG